Messenger RNA from Diversispora eburnea, 310 nucleotides. The record is from the annotation of a GenBank genome assembly. NCBI's taxonomy places the organism in Eukaryota, Fungi, Glomeromycota, Glomeromycetes, Diversisporales, Diversisporaceae.
AUGGCUUUAGGGAAUUCAACUAAAACUGUCUUCAGAUCUAAUACAUCUGGGGUGUAUGGUACUGCUCCCACUGAACCUAAAACUUUACGCGCAUAUAAAGAAAGAUCUUUACAUAAAGGAUAUCUUCGAAUUAGUAUAGUAAAUAAAAUCUAUUCAGUUCAUCAUCUUGUUGCUUUAGCUUUUUGUUUAAAAGGAGAAGGUAAAGAAUGUGUAAAUCAUAUCGAUGAAAAUUCUACCAAUAAUAAAGCAUCCAAUUUGGAAUUUUGUACUAUUCAGGAGAACAAUAUAUAUGCUAUACGUCUUGGACUUC